Molecule: messenger RNA, 3417 nt
Organism: Cornus florida
Lineage: Eukaryota; Viridiplantae; Streptophyta; Magnoliopsida; Cornales; Cornaceae
Product: plasma membrane ATPase 1
Exons: 21
Coding region: 290-3160 (956 amino acids)
Biological process (GO): regulation of intracellular pH; proton export across plasma membrane
Cellular component (GO): plasma membrane
Molecular function (GO): P-type proton-exporting transporter activity; ATP binding; ATP hydrolysis activity
Source: RefSeq, a predicted model, not a curated record
ACUGUUACUACUCUUUCAGCGGUUCCACUUCUUGUAGAUUUGCUGUUGGUGGGUGGGUACCUCAUUUUGGUCUCUGAACCAAAUCGUUCUUCCAAAUCAAGUUUUCAUUACUCCUAGUCGUUGGUGUCACUGUGUGUAUUGCAAGUUUCUGUUGCUCUCAGGGUCUGUCUGUUCAUGGUGGUUCUCAAAUGUUUCCUGAUUUACAAUUGUUUUAAUGGUGAGAGUGAGUUGGGGAGUGUGAGUUAGAGAGAGAAAUAGAAAGAGAGUGUGGAAAAAGAGAGAGAGGAAGAUGGCAGAGAAGUCUGAAGUUCUUGAGGCUGUGUUGAAAGAAACUGUGGAUUUGGAAAACAUACCCAUUGAGGAGGUUUUUGAGAAUCUGAGAUGUAGCAAAGAGGGUCUCACCAGUGAAGCUGCUCAACAAAGAUUAGAUCUUUUUGGGCACAACAAGCUUGAGGAGAAGAAAGAGAGAAAAUUCUUGAAGUUUUUGGGGUUUAUGUGGAACCCUCUUUCAUGGGUUAUGGAAGCUGCUGCUAUUAUGGCAAUUGCCCUUGCCAAUGGAGGAGGAAAGCCUCCUGAUUGGCAAGACUUUGUGGGUAUCAUUACUUUGCUUAUUAUUAACUCGACCAUUAGUUUUAUUGAGGAAAACAAUGCUGGCAAUGCGGCAGCUGCUCUCAUGGCUCGUCUCGCUCCUAAAGCCAAGGUUCUUCGAGAUGGAAGAUGGAACGAAGAAGAUGCUUCUAUCUUAGUGCCAGGAGACAUAGUUAGUAUAAAACUCGGUGAUAUAAUUCCUGCAGAUGCUCGUCUUCUUGAUGGUGAUCCAUUGAAAAUUGAUCAGUCUGCUCUGACGGGAGAGUCCCUUCCGGUAACAAAAAGCCCUGGAGAUGGUGUUUACUCUGGUUCUACUUGCAAACAAGGAGAGAUUGAAGCCAUUGUCAUUGCCACUGGGGUUCACACCUUCUUCGGGAAGGCGGCACACCUUGUUGAUAGCACUAACCAAGUGGGACACUUUCAAAAGGUCUUGACUGCAAUAGGAAAUUUUUGCAUUUGUUCCAUUGCUGUGGGGAUGAUUAUAGAAAUUGUCGUGAUGUACCCCAUUCAACGCCGGAAGUAUCGUCCAGGGAUCGACAAUCUUCUUGUGCUUCUCAUUGGGGGAAUUCCAAUUGCAAUGCCCACAGUUCUAUCGGUAACAAUGGCCAUUGGUUCUCAUCGCUUAGCUCAGCAGGGAGCUAUAACAAAGAGAAUGACAGCUAUAGAAGAGAUGGCAGGUAUGGACGUGCUUUGCAGCGACAAGACUGGAACUCUGACGUUGAACAAGCUUACUGUUGACAAGAAUCUUAUUGAGGUUUUUUCCAAAGGAAUUGAUGCCGAUACUGUUGUUCUGAUGGCAGCUCAAGCCUCCCGAACAGAAAACCAGGAUGCAAUCGACGCUGCUAUAGUUGGGACACUUGCUGAUCCAAAGGAGGCACGUGCUGGCAUUCAAGAGGUACACUUCCUUCCCUUCAAUCCUACAGAUAAGAGAACAGCAUUGACUUAUUUUGACAGCGAAGGCAAAAUGCAUAGGGUCAGCAAAGGUGCACCAGAGCAGAUUCUAAAUCUUGUGCACAAUAAGUCAGACAUAGAGCGUAGGGUUCAUGCUGUGAUCGAUAAGUUUGCAGAGCGAGGUUUGCGGUCACUUGCCGUAGCAUACCAGGAAGUCCCGGAGGGAAGGAAAGAGAGUUCUGGACGCCCAUGGAAGUUUAUUGGUCUCAUGCCUCUCUUUGACCCACCCAGGCAUGAUAGUGCAGAGACAAUAAGAAGGGCUUUAAAUCUAGGAGUGAAUGUUAAAAUGAUUACAGGGGAUCAACUGGCAAUAGCAAAGGAAACUGGACGUCGCUUGGGGAUGGGAACCAACAUGUAUCCUUCCUCUGCUUUGCUGGGACAGAACAAGGAUGAGUCUAUUGUUGCUUUACCUAUUGAUGAGCUCAUAGAGAAAGCUGACGGUUUUGCUGGUGUUUUCCCUGAGCACAAAUAUGAGAUAGUAAAGCGCUUGCAAGCUAGGAAACAUAUCUGUGGAAUGACUGGUGAUGGAGUUAAUGAUGCUCCUGCUCUGAAGAAGGCUGACAUUGGAAUUGCUGUUGAUGAUGCAACUGAUGCAGCUCGUAGUGCUUCUGACAUUGUCCUUACUGAACCCGGUCUUAGUGUUAUCAUUAGUGCUGUUUUGACUAGUCGGGCAAUCUUCCAGAGGAUGAAAAAUUACACGAUUUAUGCUGUUUCUAUUACAAUCCGUAUUGUGCUUGGUUUCAUGCUGCUGGCCCUGAUAUGGAAGUUCGACUUUCCACCCUUUAUGGUGCUCAUCAUUGCAAUCCUCAACGAUGGUACCAUUAUGACAAUAUCGAAGGAUAGGGUGAAACCAUCUCCUCUGCCAGACAGCUGGAAGCUGGCUGAGAUUUUCACAACUGGCAUAGUUCUUGGUAGUUACCUGGCAAUGAUGACGGUCAUAUUCUUUUGGGCAGCAUACAAAACAAACUUCUUCCCGCGGGUAUUUGGGGUGUCAUCUCUUGAGAAAACAGCUCAUGAUGAUUUCAGAAAGCUUGCUUCAGCUGUGUACCUUCAAGUGAGCACCAUUAGUCAGGCUCUCAUAUUUGUUACACGAUCUCGGAGUUGGUCCUAUGUUGAGCGUCCCGGCAUGUUGCUUGUGGUUGCUUUUUUGGUUGCCCAAUUGAUUGCUACUUUGAUUGCGGUUUAUGCAAGUUGGAGCUUUGCUGCAAUUGAAGGAAUUGGAUGGGGUUGGGCUGGUGUGAUUUGGCUGUAUAAUAUCAUCUUCUACAUCCCGCUUGAUAUCAUAAAGUUCCUUAUCCGCUAUGCUCUUAGCGGGAGGGCCUGGGAUCUUGUUAUUGAGAAAAGGAUUGCUUUCACCAGGCAAAAGGAUUUCGGGAAGGAACAACGUGAACUUAAGUGGGCGCAUGCUCAAAGAACUCUUCAUGGUCUGCAAGUACCCGACACCAAAAUGUUCAGUGACAGAACCAAUUUCACUGAGCUUAAUCAGAUGGCAGAGGAAGCCAAAAGGAGAGCUGAAAUUGCAAGGUUGAGAGAAUUACACACACUUAAAGGUCAUGUAGAAUCGGUGGUAAGAUUGAAGGGUCUCGACAUAGACACAAUUCAGCAAGCCUACACAGUCUGAGGAGACAAAUAUGUGAGAUGUAAUUCACUAGUGCUGAGAUGAGAGGCGUAUAAUCAGCAUGUAAUUGUGAGUUACCCUUGAAAUGACCAUUGAAAUUAGUUUUUCUGUGCUUUUCACUUUCAUAUAUUGGGAUGCUUUUCUAGGCUCGUAAAUGUGUGGUUUUUUUUGUCACAUGUAUUGCCUCACAUAUCCUUGCAAUACCCAAAUUGGUAAGCACUUUUCAAUUUAUGAGAUGUUCUGGUCUUUUGGUCCUUUAA